Messenger RNA from Psilocybe cubensis, 885 nucleotides. RefSeq lists its product as uncharacterized. The transcript has a single exon. NCBI's taxonomy places the organism in Eukaryota, Fungi, Basidiomycota, Agaricomycetes, Agaricales, Agrocybaceae. The record is from RefSeq and is a predicted model, not a curated record. The coding region runs from base 1 to 885 and encodes 294 amino acids.
AUGCACGCCGCUCUGCUGCUACACUCAACCUUAUUCCCGGCAGACCCGGAAUAUCAUCCCCAAAACCCUGAAAGGAUUACUAAGCCCUGUUCAUACGCUACGGUGGCCAAAACUACACCAGUGGCUCAGCCAGCUCACACGCCGCAGAGGACAUCCCCAGCCCCAACUGCUGGAGGCCCUAUUAAGACCCGCCCUCACGUCACUCGUCCAACCCGCCAUUAUUCCUCAAAUAAUCGCCUUAUUGCAUCCUGGGAUGACUUUCCACUUACACAGCCAUCUGGUCCACUCACUGAUUUUGUGGAGCGACUCAAUAGCAAGCUCUUGCCAAUGUCACGGGACCCCCCUCAUCAUGUUCUCGGAGCUAAUGUCUCAAAAUCAGGAAGGCUCAUUAUCCACACCGCAAACGACACUGGAACUGCUAGAAUAAAAGCUUGCCCGAUGACCAUUCUUCAAGCAGCUCAGGCCUCCGAUUGCUUUCCUAAUUUUGAUUCAACUAUUGGUGACCCACCCACAGUUCAUUCGGAUGUGCCAUGGCAUAGUAUAGUGGUCCAUGAUCUCCCAGCCAAUUCACUUCGUGACUCUUUUGACUCUGCCACUCCAAAAAACAGCAUAUGGUCAUUACUUGAAAAUGAGGCAGGGGUAUCUAGGCAGGAUAUCCGAGGGCAAAUACGGGCUCUUUGUCGCGACGGGGAGGAGUUCCAGAAGGACCGACUUUCUAUCCUCAUUAGGUUUGAAGACAAGAAUAUCACAGAACGGCUCUAUCACUCUGGCAUUUUUCUCUUUGGCUCCUGGUGUCGAGUCUCUCGAUAUUGGGAGAGGAAGAGGAAACCUCAACCUUCAACUCCAACUCCAGCACCCCACGCAGAAAACACCACGCCGCAAUAA